This is a messenger RNA of Chaetura pelagica (chimney swift), 805 nucleotides long. It is a transcript of the gene MRPL46, whose product is annotated as mitochondrial ribosomal protein L46. Gene Ontology annotation, molecular function: structural constituent of ribosome. The transcript has 4 exons. NCBI's taxonomy places the organism in Eukaryota, Metazoa, Chordata, Aves, Apodiformes, Apodidae. The coding region runs from base 1 to 618 and encodes 205 amino acids. The record is from RefSeq and is a predicted model, not a curated record. Gene Ontology annotation, cellular component: mitochondrial large ribosomal subunit.
AUGGAGCUGGAGAAAAGCCACUAUUCGGAUCAUGAAAUCCGCAAGCUGGAGGAGGAGGAGCAGCUCCGGAGGAGGAAGGAGAGCACGUUUGAUGAUGAUGAGGCGCCCGGCAAAACCGUCAUCAUGGCUCAAGACCUGGAGGACAAGUGGGAACAGAAGUUGCAGCAGUUCAAAGCUGCUCCGCGGGUGACAGAUGCUGAUAAAAAAAACAAUCGAAUGUCACUGGACAGGAGGCUGGACAGUAACCUGAUGCUUCUGGUGAAACAGAAAAUUGGCAACCAGGAGCUGUGGCUCCUGCCUCAAGUGGAAUGGCAGCCUGGAGAGACACUGCGGGGCACAGCAGAGCGAGCCUUGGCUACAGUUUUGGGAGAUCACAUUCAAGCCAAAAUCCUGGGGAAUGCUCCACAUGGGAUUUACAAGUAUAAAUUCCCCAAGGCCAUCAGGACUGAGCAUAAUGUGGGAGCCAAAGUCUUCUUCUUCAAAGCCUUCCUCCAGAGCAGCGACUGGUCACAGGCAGAGCUGAAGAAAGACUACCUGUGGGUCACAAAGGAUGAGCUGGGAGAUUACUUGAAAUCAGAAUACCUGAAAAAAGUCAAUCGGUUCCUUCUGGAUUUAUAAAUAAAUGGGUUGUGCUCCAGCAGGUGGGGAAGUUGUGGGACAUGACUCCAGGGAGGAGCACAGCUGCUGCUGUGCAUGGUCUGUGUGUAGGAGAUGUUAACUUGGGCUCUGGAGGAUAAUUUGCCUUUGCCUUAUUUCCCAGUUCUCUUCACCAGGCCUGUACUAAAUAAAUAUUAAAACUUAUACU